Suillus subaureus is the source of this 1206-nucleotide messenger RNA. RefSeq names its product pectin lyase fold/virulence factor. The record is from RefSeq and is a predicted model, not a curated record. Gene Ontology annotation, molecular function: polygalacturonase activity. The coding region runs from base 1 to 1206 and encodes 401 amino acids. Lineage: Eukaryota; Fungi; Basidiomycota; Agaricomycetes; Boletales; Suillaceae. The transcript is spliced from 12 exons. Gene Ontology annotation, biological process: carbohydrate metabolic process.
AUGCAGAUCCCGUUCUUGAUAGCAUUAGUAGGUGUGCUCUUCUCUGUAGGGCGAGCUUCCCCAAACACAGGCGGUGUGUCAUGUACCGUCACAGCGAGUGGCGGAGAUGAUGGACCAGCAUUCGUGGAUGCUGUUCAACGUUGUGACUCAGUGACAAUCCCUCGUGAAACCACUCUUUCGAUAGCAACAAGGAUGAAUAUGACCGGCUUGAAGAACAAGAACAUUGAUCUGUUGGGAACCGUAAAAUUCACAAACAAUAUGUCAUAUUGGAUCAACAACGGUUUUCCAUUUGAAUUCCAGGACCAAAUUGCCUUUUGGAUCGUAGGUGGGCAGAACAUCCUUAUCAACGGUGGUGGAACAAUAGAUGGUUCAGGUCAGGUCUGGUAUGACGCAUUCGCUACUAACAGUACUCUCUUGCGCCCAAUCCUGCUCACGGUUUACCAAGCCACUGAUUUUGCCGUUAAAAAUAUUACGAUGAUCAACAGCCCUGAGUGGUUUAACUUCGUCAAUGAAGGGGAAAAUGUUGUCUAUGACGGCAUUAACAUCAGUGCCGUCUCCACAUCAAAUAAUCUUGCGAAGAAUACUGAUGGCUGGGAUAUAUAUCGCAGUGAUAGCGUCUCUAUCAUUAAUUCGAACAUCAACAAUGGCGAUGAUUGUGUUUCAUUAAAACCAAAUUCCACAAAUAUUAUUGCAUCGGACUUAUACUGCAAUGGUUCCCAUGGUAUUUCCGUGGGCUCCCUCGGGCAGUAUGCCGGGGUAUAUGACAUUGUUGAAAACUUCACUUCGACCAAUGUCCAAAUGUAUAAUGCUGAAAAUGGUGCGCGCAUUAAAGCCUAUGCUGGUCCGGGGGUCGGCAGUGGCAUUGUGAAGAAUAUCAGUUAUGGUUUCUUCACCGAGGGGAAUGUCGACAACCCCUUGAUUGUCGAUCAGUGUUACAUGACCAACGCAACAGAAUGUGCUGCAUACCCUUCCAACGUCUAUAUUCAGGACGUUGCAUUUUACAAUUUCAAUGGCACUUCGUCUGGAGCAACGAAGUCCGUGGUUGCUUCGCUGGCAUGCUCACCGGAUGGCCGCUGCAACGACAUCAGUGUUAACAAUAUUUUCCUUGAACCACCCCCACAAGAUGGUAAUGCGACCUACUCUUGCCAGAACGUGAAUAUCACUGGAAACGCUGCUUACCUGUUCGGUGACUGUGCGACUACCUAA